Molecule: messenger RNA, 1524 nt
Organism: Trichoderma harzianum CBS 226.95
Lineage: Eukaryota; Fungi; Ascomycota; Sordariomycetes; Hypocreales; Hypocreaceae
Exons: 3
Coding region: 1-1524 (507 amino acids)
Biological process (GO): DNA replication initiation; DNA replication
Cellular component (GO): nuclear origin of replication recognition complex; nucleus
Molecular function (GO): DNA replication origin binding
Source: RefSeq, a predicted model, not a curated record
AUGGCAUCACUCGUGUUUCAACUCCCAGAUGAGACGAUUCUGGCCCCUCUACUUCGCCAAUUUCCUGGAAGAGAAGGCCAAAUACGGUCACUGGCCUCUUUACUUCAUACAGAUGCCGCACCCUGUCGGAACCUUGUGAUUCAUGGCUCAGAAGCAACAGGGAAAUCCAGCGUCACGAAGCAAUUACUCGUACAACUGUCACAUAACAACGAAGCAUCGACUAAUCAGUCCCCUGCCCUCGUUCACGCAACGGUUAACGUAGCUCGAUGCAUAUCUGGACGUCAUUUCUUCGAGAGCAUCAUCGCUGCAGUAACCAAUGCAGUAAGAGCAUGGAGCGGGAAUGGUGAUGGCGAAGUUGAAUCACAACGAUGUGAGACGCUGGCACAGCUUGCGGCAUCCCUGGGUGCCAUAUUCGAUGAGCCUCAGUUGAAGGGUGGAUUGACACAUUUCAUUUUGGUAUUAGAUGGAAUGGACAAGCAAAGGGACCCCCCACCAACCCUGAUGCCGGCAUUGGCGAGAUUAUGCGAAACCAUUCCGUGCCUCACAUGCAUUUUCAUUGUUACGACUCCGCCAGCUGGGUUUCUUCGAGCUUGUCCGACUUCAUAUCUUUACUUCCCGCCGUAUACCAAAUCUGAGUUAAUCCAGAUCCUAUCACUAGAGCCUCCACCUCCUAUCUCCAGGGCGACUUCAACAGCAGAGAAGGAGAUACGUGAAGAUCCAGAAGUGGCAAACCUGUGGACCAAAUUUUGCGCUGCGGUUCAUGAUUCUCUGGCUCAAUCUGCCGGACGGUCGUUACCUUCUUUCAAGAACAGCUGUUACACUCUUUGGCCCCGUUUUGUAGCUCCCAUUUUCGCCGGCACCUACACCCCCCAACAAUUCUCAAAACUUCUCGUCGCGGCGAGACCGUUCUUCCAAGAUGAGGCAUUUCUAAAUCCCAAGAUUGUGUCGUCUCAAACUACAGGAACCGACAUGGGCAUUGGUAAAAGCCGGCAACCUGCGACUAAAGGCUUUACCUUUACAUCAUUGCCGUCAACUACUCUAAAUCCACAGCCUCCAGCAGGAUUAACCGCCCUGCUACCGACUACCGCGAGAGUGCUUUUGCUCUCAGCAUAUCUUGCUUCUCACAAUGCCGUCCGACACGACAUCAGCCUCUUCUCUACUUCUUUUAAUGGUCGCAAGCGUCGACGUUCCGGUCCCAACGCUGCUCGAGCAAAUAAUCGGAAUAAGCAGCGUAAAAUAUCCCGUAAACUACUUGGGGCGCAUGCCUUUAUUUUAGAGCGGCUGUUGGCAAUCUUUGAAGCAGUAAGAACAGAAUUGGUCGACUCAGCGGCCGUCUUGCCAGGCCCGGAUGGCGACAUUGGUAUGACUCUAGCCACCUUAGCCAGCCUGAGGCUUCUUAUACGAAUUGGGACAGGAGACAUUAUGGAUAGAUCCGGUAAGUGGAGGAUUAAUGUCGGAUGGGAAGUCAUGAGAGGCAUAGGGAGAGGCAUUGGGAUAAAUAUUGAAGAGUGGCUUGUGGAGUAA